GGCUGAGUGACUCCGUUCUGCCGUAGCUUUUAGCUCUCACCACCUUCCAAAAUUACGUCCCAAAGCAAAACGGACUUUUUAGCGCUUGCUUCUCGGACUCUCCAGAGGAAGAGAAUCGUCGCCGCUGUGGUUGGCAUCGUCAUGGUUUUGGCUCUUAUCGUGGCGAUUCCCCUGCUGGUCCAAACUUCUAAUGCGCACUACGAGAUGAUGGGCACCUGCCGAAUGAUCUGUGACCCGUACAACCCUAAACCGAGCGCCACGGCUCUGGAGGUCAUUCAGGACCUGAGCGCUGUCCCUUCUCCAACCUUUGUACACGGGACUAAAGGCGAGCCGGGUCGACCGGGGAAACCCGGUCAGAGGGGGCCGCCAGGCGAACCAGGACCACCAGGUCCGAGAGGACCACCGGGUGAUAGAGGAGACUCUGGAAAGACGGGCUAUCCUGGGGUAGCGGGCACAGCGCGGACAGAGACCGGUGGAGACCUGGGCUCUGUUAUUGGUGGGGCAAAGAUAGCGUUUUAUGUGGGUCUGAAAAACCCUCACGAGGGAUAUGAAGUGUUAAGGUUUGACGACGUUGUCACGAACCUGGGGAACCACUACGACCCGACCACGGGGAAGUUCACAUGCCAGGUGUCUGGGAUUUAUUACUUCACAUACCAUGUGCUGAUGCGCGGAGGAGACGGGACAAGCAUGUGGGCAGACUUGUGCAAAAAUGGGCAGGUUCGAGCCAGCGCCAUAGCGCAGGACGCCGACCAGAACUACGACUACGCCAGUAACAGCGUCGUCCUGCAUCUGGACUCCGGGGACGAGAUUUAUGUCAAACUGGACGGUGGCAAGGCGCACGGCGGGAACAACAACAAAUACAGCACGUUUUCUGGCUUCCUCCUGUACCCGGACUAAAAUGGGUUAUCCCAGAACUGCCGUCACAUAAAUAAACUUUAGUUCAUUCAAUUCAUCACGAUUGAUCCGACCGAAGAAGAGGAAGAAGCACUCAGUCUUAUAUUCAGCCUUCAAUAUAACUUUACAGAUUAUAUACGAGAUUAUAUAAUCAAUCUAAUUCCACAUAAUAGUUAAACUACUGCUGAUUUUCUUAAUCAAAAAGUCAAGUCCAUUUUAUAUUAAAAAAAAAAAACAUUAAAAAAAAGAACUCAUCACUAUGGCAUGUUCAAGGACCCUUCUGAACCAGGUUGCUCUGCUUUGGAAAAAUGUAAAUCAUUAAUAUAAAUUCAAAUAUUUAUUCAUAAAGAUAAUAACCUUGAGAGUUAUUCCCUUCCAUUGUUCUGGGACUGCUACAGAUAUGUGAUGGAUUGAGUCUAUAUGCAGUGCAGGUUAUUGUAGCCUAUUGUAUGUGUGCAUUAUGUGGUGCUGAAGAUUUUCAUCGCCCUGAAAACGGGUGUCUUGAAGCUGAAGUGUAAAGGUCUUGCUGACCAGCCCUGUAUACAGAGCACAUUGCUGUGUGACGUGAUGCUAUUUUUGCUUGACAGUGUGUCUCACAAAGAUAUAUAUAUACAGUCUAUAGAUCUGUAUGCACAUAUGAAUAUAUUUAUUCAAAAAGAAAGUGUAAAUCAGUAAACCAAUAUAAGCUGAAGCCUUCAACUAACUGUUCAUCCAGUGCUGCAAA
Messenger RNA from Centropristis striata (black sea bass), 1618 nucleotides. RefSeq names its product complement C1q-like protein 2. The coding region runs from base 142 to 897 and encodes 251 amino acids. The record is from RefSeq and is a predicted model, not a curated record. Gene Ontology annotation, molecular function: protein binding. Lineage: Eukaryota; Metazoa; Chordata; Actinopteri; Perciformes; Serranidae. The transcript is spliced from 2 exons.